GAAGAUAUUACUGACAGAAAUGAAAUUCUUAGUGAUCAAAAUAUUGUAAAUCUUACAAAUCAUUUAGAUGAACCUCAAGAUGAAGAUAAUAGUAUUGAAAUGCGUAACUAUACACAUAAAGAAGCACUUGAUGCAUUGGAUCUAAUUACUCGAUAUCUUUUACAACAGAGUGAUAAUAUGACAAAGUAUAUCAAAAUGAUUUCAAAAGUUAGCCAAGCAACAAGAAAUGCAAGAAACAACUUAUUGCAGCAAGCUAAUAUUAAUUCAUUUUUUACCUCUAGUAGUUAUAGAGAUAAUGAAAUAAUGGAAGAGACGAAUUUUAUGUUAGAAAUAAAUGAAGACUCUUCAUUAUCUAAUAAAGAUUUUUAA
Dentiscutata erythropus is the source of this 369-nucleotide messenger RNA. NCBI's taxonomy places the organism in Eukaryota, Fungi, Glomeromycota, Glomeromycetes, Diversisporales, Gigasporaceae. The record is from the annotation of a GenBank genome assembly.